UCUUCUCCGGUCCAAGAACUUAUCUGUGAACAAUUAUGUAAGAGAGACGAGCGCUAUCUAAGUCACUGAGCGCCUCAUACAACUCGCACAAACACAUAACAAAUAGACAUACACAACCCCUGUCUUUGACUGACUCACUGAGCGUCUGAUAAGAUAUCCAAGUACAACCUUCCCUCCGUGAGAUCAGCAAUGCCAGAAACCACCGUCAUCUAUACACACGGACACCAUGAAUCCGUCCUGCGCUCCCACAGCUGGCGCACCGCCCAAAACUCCGCAUCCUACCUCCUCCCAUACAUCAAACUAAACAUGCACAUCCUCGACAUAGGUUGCGGACCAGGCACCAUCACCCUCGAUUUCGCUACCCUCGUCGGGCCCGCAGGACACAUUACAGGCAUAGAGCCUUCCCCCGGAGACGUCCUCUCCCAAGCUCGCGAAACAGCCGCAUCGCGUGGGAUCACGAACGUAGAUUUCAAAACCGGAGAUAUCUUUGAACUAGAAGAGAUGUUUGAAAGCCGUAAAUUUGAUAUCGUGCAUGUGCAUCAGGUGUUGCAACAUAUCGAUCGGGAGAGGGUAUCGGAGGCUUUGAUGCAGAUGAGGGCUGUUACGAAGCCUGGGGGGAUCGUUGCUGUUAGAGAGACGGACUUUGCUGCGAUGACUUGGUUCCCUGUUUCUGGUGGGAUGACGGAGUGGGUGGAUACGUAUCAGCUUGUGGCGCGUGCAAAUGGGGGAGAACCUAAUGCGGGAAGGAGGUUGGUGAGUUGGGCGCUUGGGGCAGGGUUCGCGAGAGAUAAGAUCACGACUUCGGCGGGGGCGUGGUGUUUUAGUACACCUGAAGAGCGAGAGUGGUGGAGUAGGAUGUGGGCUGAUCGAACGCUAUCGUCGAAUUUUAAGACGACGGCGCUUAAGAGUGGGCUCGCAGAUGAGGAGAAGUUGAAUAGAAUUGCAGAUACAUGGACGGAAUGGGGUAAAACAGAGGAUGGCUGGUUCGCUAUCCUAAACGGCGAAAUCAUCUGUCGCGUAGACUGAUGGCAGGCAGGAUAUACAUGGAUUCGAUUAUUAUUAUCAGAAAUAUCGAGAAAUGCGAUGCAAAAAAAGAUGCAGCAGAUAAAUGACAAGGGUC
Messenger RNA from Suillus subalutaceus, 1120 nucleotides. Its product is annotated as UbiE family methyltransferase. Lineage: Eukaryota; Fungi; Basidiomycota; Agaricomycetes; Boletales; Suillaceae. Gene Ontology annotation, molecular function: methyltransferase activity. The record is from RefSeq and is a predicted model, not a curated record. Bases 190 to 1026 code for a protein of 278 amino acids. The transcript has a single exon.